Messenger RNA from Oncorhynchus tshawytscha (Chinook salmon), 3537 nucleotides. Its product is annotated as prolyl 4-hydroxylase subunit alpha-1. Gene Ontology annotation, molecular function: iron ion binding; protein binding; L-ascorbic acid binding. Gene Ontology annotation, cellular component: endoplasmic reticulum. NCBI's taxonomy places the organism in Eukaryota, Metazoa, Chordata, Actinopteri, Salmoniformes, Salmonidae. Gene Ontology annotation, biological process: peptidyl-proline hydroxylation to 4-hydroxy-L-proline. The record is from RefSeq and is a predicted model, not a curated record. The transcript has 15 exons. Bases 731 to 2383 code for a protein of 550 amino acids.
AAACUUACAGUUAACAAAUCCAAAUAGAGAAAUUCAGUUUGGUGUGACUAUUGCAGCCUGACCUUUAGGCUAAGGGCCUAUAAUGGCUUACAUUGCUUAAAUUAGUUACAUACACAUAUUAAAUUUUUAGGGGCAAACUGUCAAAGUAAGAAUCAACCAACAUAAAAGGACAAAAACAUUUUUUAGUAGGGCUUGGGUCUAGGCUAAUUAAAUGUAAAAGUGUUCAGAUGUGGACAUAAACCAAACACCAGUGGUCCUCUACAAUACACACUGUAAACAAUAGUGCAUUCUGGAAUGCCUAAUAGACUAAUUAUUCAUCAUAUUUAGGAGUAACAUCAUUUUAUCACGUGUCUGGAGCAAAACGUCCAUGUUAAUGGUUAUAUCCCAAUAAUGACAGGGAAGUAAGGGAACACUUCAGAAUUGGUGUGGAGGCAUGCUCAAAAAUUCUCCUCUGAAAUUUCCCAGUACCAAACUAGGGUUGAGUGCGUGUGUGCGACUCUGCACGUAGCAGUUUCCGUGGAUAGAACCUACCGCCAGAUGGCGAGCCGAGGACCGAUGACACGCCGAGGCGAGGAUAAGAGCGACUGGAGGUUGGGGCUGUCAUAAACGGUACCAAAGCAACGAGCAGGGACACCUUUGGAGAGCUUGCGAGCGGCUGCCGGGAAUAUAUUUUGGCCACCGGAGUGUUUUUGUGCCACCGUUCCAAGACAAGUCUCUCUUAUCAUUUCGUAUGUCCAGGAUGGAGCGACAGUGUUGGGGGUAUUUACUGGUGUUGAGCUACCUGUUCCAGACUCUUUCAGCCCACAGUGACUUUUACACAUCCAUCGGUCACAUGACAGAUCUGUUGUACACAGAGAAAGACUUAGUCACUUCACUGAAGAAUUAUAUCACGGCAGAGGAGAACAAGCUGAAGCAGGUUAAACAGUGGGCAGAGAAGCUGGAUGUGUUAUCAGCCAUAGCCAUGCAGGACCCCGAGGGCUUCCUGGGAAACCCAGUCAACGCCUUCAAACUGAUGAAGAGGCUGAACACAGAAUGGGGAGACCUGGAGAGCCUGGUGCUGAAGGACACCAAGGAAGGCUUCAUCUCUAACCUGACCCUCCAGAGGCAACACUUCCCUACCGACGAGGACCAGACAGGUGCAGCCAAGGCACUGCUCAGACUGCAGGACACCUACAGACUGGACACCAACACCAUCUCUACAGGAGACCUGCCAGGAGUGACGCACAAGAGCCCUAUGACGGUGGAGGACUGCUUUGAGCUGGGGAAGAUUGCCUACAGCGAGGUGGACUACUACCACACAGAGCUGUGGAUGGAGCAGGCCCUGAAGCAGCUGGACGAAGGAGAGGAGUCCACCGUGGACAAGGUCACCGUGCUGGACUACCUCAGCUAUGCUAUUUACCAGCAGGGGGAUCUAGGCAGGGCCCUGGAGCUCACCAAGAGGCUACUCAUGCUGGACCCGGAACACCAGCGUGCCAACGGCAACCUGAAGUACUUUGAGUUUCAACUGAUAAAUCAGAGGAAGGCCCAGGCCCAGGAGGCCCAGAAGGCCCAGGAGGAGGGCAAGGAGCGAAGGAAGAGACUGACGAGUGAUGCCUCCAAGAAGAAGAAGCGCUUCAGGGAGCCUGUCCCAGAGAGGAAGAUGUAUGAGAUGCUGUGUCGAGGGGAGGGCAUCAAGCUGACCCCCCGCAGACAGAGACGGCUUUUCUGCCGUUACUUUGACAACCACGGUCACCCCAAGUACCUCCUGAGCCCGGUGAAGCAGGAGGAUGAGUGGGACCGGCCCUACAUAGUCCGCUACCAUGACAUCAUCUCUCACGGCGAGAUCGAGAAGGUCAAAGAGCUGGCCAAGCCCAGACUCCGCCGGGCCACCAUCUCCAACCCCAUCACUGGUGUGCUUGAGACUGCCCCCUACAGGAUCAGCAAGAGUGCAUGGCUGACAGCGUAUGAACACCCAAUGAUUGACCAGAUAAACCAGCGGAUUGAGGACCUCACAGGUCUGGAGAUGGACACUGCGGAAGAGUUGCAGGUUGCAAACUAUGGUGUGGGUGGGCAGUAUGAGCCCCACUUUGACUUUGGACGGAAAGAUGAGCCUGAUGCCUUCAAAGAGCUGGGCACUGGAAACCGCAUAGCCACCUGGCUUUUCUAUAUGAGUGACGUGGCAGCAGGAGGUGCUACAGUAUUCCCAGAUGUGGGUGCUGCAGUAUGGCCCAAAAAGGGGACUGCAGUGUUCUGGUACAACCUGUUUCCCAGUGGGGAGGGAGACUACAGUACAAGGCACGCAGCCUGCCCAGUAUUGGUGGGCAACAAGUGGGUUUCUAACAAAUGGAUCCAUGAAAGAGGGCAGGAGUUCCGGCGACCCUGUGGCCUGAAUGAGACUGCAUGAUGGGGAAUGAAGGCUUUCCCUUCCACGCCCCUCUUCCUCUAUCCCUCUCCUCCUCUACCCCUCUCCUCCUCUACCCCUCUCCUCCUCUAUCCCUCUCCUCCUCUACCCCUUGCUUUCUCUUCAACCCCAGGGCCUGAGAGCACUGCUGUGGAUGACAGGCCGUGAAAAGGGGGCCAUUGGCAUCCCUCCUUCUCCUCCUCUUCCUACCUCCUUCACGUCAUCCAUUCCUUACCCCAGCUCUGUACCUCUCUGAGCCCAGGAUGUUUUGGGGCUUUCAGCUUGGACAGUAUUAGUGGUGUUCUGACUGACAUGGUGCUCUGAUGGCUCUUUGAUAUGUCUCAAGUGAACACGUUGUGUGUUCACCCUUAUGUCUUUGUUUGCACUCUUUACGGGCUCUGUACACAGCAAAAAUGGUCAUUUCAGAGCACAGAGCACUGCGUCUUGCUCUGUUCUAAUGUAAAUAAUAUGUCCUCUCUAAGUGCAUCUCCAUAGUAUGCCAUGGACUGUUUUCUCAAUUCAGGUCAAGUGUUCACUCCAUCUCUUAUUUCAAUACUGAUGUCGCUCCAGUUUAUACUAACAUAUCUCUCUCAAAAACACACACCACACACACUCCAACACUCCCACAUACAGCACAGACAAUCUUAUGUGACGUUUAACUGUUUAUAGCUGAGGUAUCAUUUGUUUAUUGUUUUUUAAGAUCUGGUUUGGUAUUUAACUGACUUUGGAUUUGAAUACUCACUCACAUUUUUAACAGAACAUUUGAUUCUUUGGCCAUACAGAUGAGUUGCACUUCCCCAUUUGUGUGAUGGAAAAGAGGGAGGGAGAAACAUUGGACAUGGUGUUUUUAAAAUCUUGGAAAAUUCAAUCAGAUUCAUGCAACCUUAAAGUGUAUCAAUGUGGGCCCAUCCAAAAAAAGUUGUGGUGUUUUUUAGAAGGCAAGACAAAUCAUUUCUGGUGUUUUCCCCACUGAAAAGUAUUGUGAGGCCUGUUUCUUUAUGUAAUACUAUCUGGGGGCCUCAAGGAGAAACAUGAUAUUUAUAUCUGACAAGAUUCACCCAUUGUGUGGUUUGUACGUCCUUUCAAAUUUGCAGGAAUAUUUUUGGAAGUGUGAAAUUAAUGUUUUCUAUAGAAAUAAAGUCUAAAUGUCAUUGCUA